CUUCUACUACAACCUGCAGGAGCGGUCGUGCAAGGUGAUUAAGUUCCCCGUGGGCAUCCUGCGGCCGGACUGGCUGGUGGGGGCGGUGCUGGUGAGGGAGGGCGAGGUGGUGGACGGCAAGUUCCGCUGCCGCGUGUGGACCAAGGCCGACUUCAUUCUCUACUACGAGGACAUGGAGACUGGUUUUCCAGUGAAGUGGAUUUUCCUUGGAAGUGGAGGAAUCUUCCAUGUGCUCUCCUUUGAACCUGGCGCCACCUUGCUCGAUGAACAAUGGCAAGCACCAGCAAUGUGCUUUCAUUAA
Molecule: messenger RNA, 301 nt
Organism: Closterium sp. Naga37s-1
Lineage: Eukaryota; Viridiplantae; Streptophyta; Zygnematophyceae; Desmidiales; Closteriaceae
Source: the annotation of a GenBank genome assembly